Messenger RNA from Eremomyces bilateralis CBS 781.70, 510 nucleotides. RefSeq lists its product as uncharacterized. NCBI's taxonomy places the organism in Eukaryota, Fungi, Ascomycota, Dothideomycetes, Eremomycetales, Eremomycetaceae. Bases 131 to 478 code for a protein of 115 amino acids. The transcript has a single exon. The record is from RefSeq and is a predicted model, not a curated record.
CUCUAAUUACUCACUAUUCCGCAAACCCCCAACCGUCUCUUCCAAGCUCCAAAUUAGAUGUCUCACGUCACCAUUCGGGUUGGACGGCUGCGGUGCGUCUCCCGUGUCAUGCGCUCGACUAAUAGAACCAAUGGAUCUCUUAGAUCGCUCACCACAAGGCACAAGCACUCCCGCCAUUCUUUACCACGUUCUAGUUGCUUUCGCGUGCGUCAGAGUGCUACCUUCGCUUAUCGCCCCGGGACGCCAGGCAUGUUCGCCUUGUCGGCUAUCAGGCUGUCACACGAUAUCUCGACUUCUCGAGACUGACUUUGCGGUGACCAACCUCCAAAGCUCGUUGAGAAAAAUGAUACCCCCGGGCGCCACCUUUUCACCUCACGACCCGGACCCCCAACUCUCUGAUUUUCCCAUACUGUACCCUCUGCCAACUCACCCUUUGCACGUCGUCGCAGGGGGGAAUGCAGUCUCUCUGCAGCCUUGAUCACAGAUCCAGUCAAGUGAGAUGCAGUAUUC